Momordica charantia (bitter melon) is the source of this 802-nucleotide messenger RNA. RefSeq names its product Cyclophilin-like peptidyl-prolyl cis-trans isomerase family protein. The record is from RefSeq and is a predicted model, not a curated record. NCBI's taxonomy places the organism in Eukaryota, Viridiplantae, Streptophyta, Magnoliopsida, Cucurbitales, Cucurbitaceae. Gene Ontology annotation, biological process: protein folding; protein peptidyl-prolyl isomerization. Gene Ontology annotation, molecular function: peptidyl-prolyl cis-trans isomerase activity. Gene Ontology annotation, cellular component: catalytic step 2 spliceosome.
AAAAAAUUCUUCAUGAUUUUUAAUUAUAUAUAUAGAGAGAGAGAGUGCUGGAACCCGAAUCCGGAAGCUCGCGGGGUAGCUCUGAAAAAUGUCUGUUACUUUGCACACGAACCUCGGAGACAUCAAGUGCGAGAUUUUUUGCGAUGAAGUUCCGAAGACUGCCGAGAAUUUUUUGGCACUAUGUGCAAGUGGUUACUAUGAUGGAACCAUAUUCCAUCGAAAUAUUAAAGGUUUUAUGAUUCAAGGUGGAGAUCCAACAGGCACGGGAAAAGGGGGAACCAGCAUAUGGGGUAAAAAGUUUAAUGACGAGAUAAGAGAGUCGCUCAAGCACAAUGCAAGAGGAAUACUAUCAAUGGCUAAUAGUGGAGCUAAUACAAAUGGAAGCCAAUUUUUUAUAAGUUAUGCAAAGCAGCCACAUCUAAAUGGAUUAUACACUGUAUUUGGCAGAGUGAUUCAUGGGUUUGAAGUACUUGAUAUCAUGGAAAAGACUCAAACUGGAACCGGAGAUCGACCUCUUGCAGAGAUCAGGCUCAAUCGGGUUACGAUACACGCCAAUCCUCUUGCUGGCUAACCUUGAAUUAGCAGCAGUUGAAAUGAAUAUUGAUGGAAGUCCCAUUAUUUGAAUGAUACAAAUUGUUUAGAGUUAAAUGCUGCUGCUAUGAUCAGCUAGAAGCUGUUUAGUGAAAUUAACACGACUCGUUCGAAAUAGAGAAUCAGAAGUAAAUCAUACACAACUCGCAAUAUGGUAUGACUAUUUUCAGAUGUACAAUUUUCUCUUAUCAAUUUUCUCCUGUACUGAAAA